UACGCCGUGUGUUCUCCAGGCAGGGUCGGCGACAACUACUUCCAGCUCAGCAAGAACUGGCACCGGCUGGAGCAGUUCCGCGCGCAGUUCGACACCGACCACGAGCUGGAUGCUCGUCUUAGACUAGAGAUAGAGAGUGACAUGGCGGAAGAAGUUGACGGGAGUGUGGAGGACGAGUUUGAUCUGGACCUAACUUGGCCAGCGAAUGAGACAGAAGCAAUGCUGUCGUCCUGCUCAUUCUACCGGCGAGGUAUCGAAGCUGCAGGAGAUAAGCGAAGCGAACUGCUGCGGCGUCUGGCGUCAGUUAACAACGAGCUGGCUGUCAGAUACAUGAACACCGCGCAACAAAUCUACGUCAAAUACGCCGAAGAGCCCGACCCAAAGGCAGACAAAGCCAAAGCCCUACUGAAACAAUUCGCGUCUCUCUCGCGCAAGUCGGCGCAGUGCUUGGACGAGGCGACUUCACUGUUCGAGCGAGUCAACGACGCGCCCAACUUGGCUCUUUUACUGUGCAACAAGGCGCGCUACCACCGCUUCCGAGCGCACUGCAGCCAAGGGGACUUUGGCGUGGAGAAGCGUACCCUCUACAGUCAAGCAGAAGACCUAUACAAUGAAGCUCUAAAACUCCUCGGGCCGCGCUCGUCGUGCGGCGCCGAAGCCGUGUGGGACCUGGUCGCGUGGGAGCUGUCCUGCCACCUGUACACGCGCGCCGGGCUCAUGCAGGACGAGCCCGAGCGAGCGCCGGUGAGUGUGACAGAAGUAGCAGACGCCCUGAAGCACGCUCUAAAGCACUGUCUACUGGGCGCUGGGCCGCGUCAGUAUCUGUACCAGUUUCGCGCAGCCAUGAUACAUCAUCGCCUCGGCUCGCUCUACCACUCGCAGUACAGGAUAACGAGCGAAGACGGUCCCAAACGCCGCACGCUUCUAAACGCGACCCGCCACAACUACGCAGCGGCUGCUAACAUGUUCGCGACCCUGGAAGACGCUGCUAUGUUCCUCACAGUAACUAUGGAGCAUGUGGCCGCGCUCGAGACGCAGGCGCAAGUGACUCCGAACCUCAAAUUAAAAUCGCUUCAAAACGCCGUCCAACUGCUCAGGCAGUGCCACUCCAUCAUGAAGGUCAUCACAGACCGCGACCCAGAAGACCAGAAAGACCAGCCGAAACCGGAAGAUGGCGACGAAAAGACCAUGAAGAACGAACACAGUCUUUUGGGUCUUUUCGAGAAUCGACUACACUUUAUACUGAAGAGUAUAAUACAGUACUGUAGAUCGAAGAGCAAUAAGGACUAUGAGAAAAUGACGGAUAUGUAUAAGAAGUUGUAUUCUGCCAGUUUGAGGAUUAAGAAAGAUGAUGACGUCAGAAUUUACGCGGGGAGCGUAUGUGAGGUGCUCAUUGCGAUGGAUCAAAUAGAGAAAGAGUUUGAGUGAGUUAUUCUUUCUCUUUUUUUAUUUAGGGCCUCUUUUUAUUUCUCAAUGUUCAGACAACUUUUAUUAAAAUAAGGG
Ostrinia furnacalis (Asian corn borer) is the source of this 1503-nucleotide messenger RNA. Its product is annotated as erythroid differentiation-related factor 1-like. The transcript has 7 exons. The record is from RefSeq and is a predicted model, not a curated record. The annotation marks the transcript as partial. Lineage: Eukaryota; Metazoa; Arthropoda; Insecta; Lepidoptera; Crambidae. Gene Ontology annotation, biological process: positive regulation of DNA-templated transcription.